AGUGCUUACCGAACACGCGAAUCAACGCGGGAAUUCCUCGACACCGGUGCGAUAGUUCGAUGUUGAUGAAGCUCGCGUGCACGACGUGCCACUUCAGAUAUCAUCGGGCGCACGAGCGAUCGAGGGGAUCUCGCGGCCGAGCCGCGCGAAAAGGGAAGCAGCCGUCGAUUGGUAUACAGGGUGUACACACGGGGUACGCGUGAAGAGAGUGUGAAUAUUGGUAUCGCGAUAACGAACGGGGAAGCCUCGCGUGUCCAAAAGCACCAGGCGAACGCGCGCGCAUCUAUCUCUAUACAUCGGUGAUCUCCCGGUAAUUAACGUCAGCUGUUAGUACCAGGGAGCUCCAGUCAAUUGAAUCUCAUCGUUCUUUCUUACCGUUGUCCCUCGCGAUGUCUAUCGGAGCGAACGUGUUAGACGCACCUAAAUUCACGUACACGUUACACCCUGUUUCAUCCCCUUCUGCGACCCGAGACUCGACUGUAUUUCCCGCUGUAUCGCCGCUUUGAUUAUUUCCUGGAGGCUUAAGUCGCUACAUCUACGCCCUCCUGGCUACGAGUUACAACUCGCGGCGAAGAUUAAACGCUUCUUGGUUUAUGGCCUCGUAGCCGGUCCUUGGGCUCGGUUUACCCCGGCUCAACGAGAUUUCCCGAGGUAAUUCGCUGGCCACCUUUUAUGCAGCUGUUACUGAAAAUCGAUAGUCCAGCGAUCGUGGCUCGGUACUUCGCCUGGAAAAUACCAUCCUCCCUUACACCCGGAUCGUUUUUCCAGGGACGUAUUAGCUUUUUGCUUGCCCUCUUCGAAAAUGGAGGGUAAGAUCGACUAUAGCAACGCGUCAAGUAUCGAACAAACCGUCUCACGGGCUUCAGGGAUAGUUCUUCUAUCGUACGAAUUGUUCGCAAGUGACCGGGUAACGAUCAUGGAUGACGCUCAGUCUAAGGCGGAGGGUAAAAAGAUCGAGAAGAUUAGCGGUAAACGUGGAGAACACGCAAAGAAUCCGGUGACUUUUGAUAGUAUUUGCAAGGAAGUUAUGUUACGUGAGAAAAUAUUUCGACGCGAUUGGUCUAAAAAGUACAAGCACCUGACCGGUGAAUUUUUUAAGAAGGUGCUAGCCGAAGAAUGCAGAAAGGAGGGACUUCCGGCGGACACUUUCGAACCCAAACCGCCGGAAGAUGCGAUUAUGCGUUCACCGAUACCUCUGAAACCGUCGCCGUUUAUUCCCAGAACGACAUCCGGCAUGGUGGGCCUUCGAUCAUCUCGUCCAGAAUACAAUCUCGAGUUCACGGGUCGUUGGUACAUUUCACCAAAAUGGACGAUAGAACCACCAAUGGAAACUGAUGAAUUUCGCGUUACCCAACAACGAUUCAUCUUUCUCGGUUAAGUAAUAUCAUUCACAGAAUAGAACUAUUGGAUAUAUAUAUUUUUUAUACACAGGACAUCGUACAUUGUAACAAAUGUAUUGAAAAAUAAAUCAUCAUUGUUUUUGUGUAAUUACAAACAAUA
This is a messenger RNA of Osmia lignaria (orchard mason bee), 1500 nucleotides long. RefSeq lists its product as uncharacterized. The record is from RefSeq and is a predicted model, not a curated record. NCBI's taxonomy places the organism in Eukaryota, Metazoa, Arthropoda, Insecta, Hymenoptera, Megachilidae.